Molecule: messenger RNA, 669 nt
Organism: Gilbertella persicaria
Lineage: Eukaryota; Fungi; Mucoromycota; Mucoromycetes; Mucorales; Choanephoraceae
Exons: 4
Coding region: 264-623 (119 amino acids)
Biological process (GO): regulation of DNA-templated transcription
Cellular component (GO): nucleus
Molecular function (GO): DNA-binding transcription factor activity, RNA polymerase II-specific; DNA binding; zinc ion binding
Source: RefSeq, a predicted model, not a curated record
UUAUUGACCAUAUCUUCCAUAAAGUGUUUAAGAUCGUCCAAGAGCUUUUGUCCAGCAAACUAUAAGCAAGUCAGUACUAACUGUCUUUUUUGUUUUGUUUUGGCUUACUUGGGACUGGAAGUCUGAAAGUAGCUUCUUUCUCAACUCGUCAAAAGUACCGUUUUUCUUUAGUUGUAAUACGGCUUCUUCUGGUGUCAUGAUUGAAAUAAAGAACAAAAAAUCCUGGUAUCCACAGUCAUGGUCAAGGAUAGCGGGAAAACUUUAUGUCAGACCCUUCUCAAUGGCAAACCUCUUCACCGUCUGAUCAACAACACUAUGUUGACAUGAAUCAACACUAUUUAUACAAUCGAUCGUUUCCUUUACAACUUCGACCACUUCAACCUAAUCCGAAUCCUACAAGAGAACAUAAUUUUUAUCCUUUCUCAGUUGGCAGUACGACAGAAACAGAAAAAAAUAAAGAAGGCAAGCGUAUACGUGUUAGUCGUGCAUGUGAUGUAUGUCGACGUAGAAAAAUCAAAUGCGAGAACAUUGCACCUGGAGAAGCAUGUAAAAACUGUAAAGCAUCCAACAAUGAAUGUACAUUUAAAGACAGUGCAAAAAAGCGAGGACCACCUAAAGGGUAAUGAAGGUUUUUUUUAAUUAUAGAUAUACAUUCAAUUAACAGAGUAA